Molecule: messenger RNA, 1065 nt
Organism: Nematocida minor
Lineage: Eukaryota; Fungi; Microsporidia
Exons: 1
Coding region: 1-1065 (354 amino acids)
Biological process (GO): rRNA processing
Molecular function (GO): RNA binding
Source: RefSeq, a predicted model, not a curated record
AUGAAAAUAGACGCACAGCCCCACUCUUCCACAGAAAAUAAGAAAAAGCAAAAAGAGCAGCCAAAGGCUUUGCCAAAAGAGAAGAGAAAAAAGAACAAAAAACAGAAAACAGAAAAGGAAAGCCCAAUUCAAGAGAAAAAGAUGCAAAUCAAGCCGCAAGACUUGAUGAACAGCACAAGCGUGCCCAGAGGGGACGUGUCUACGCGACUUGCCGUGCUAAACAUAGACUGGGAGUCCAUAGGCGCGAACGAGAUCUAUAGAGUGAUCAAAGUCUUUUUAUCAGCAGAGAACAUAAAAAAAGUAACGAUCUACAAGACAAAGCUGGGAAAAAGAGAGCUGGAAAAAGAAGAGAAAGAAGGCCCUGCUGUCCUAAAACUAGAUGAGGACUUGGGAACAACCGACUCAGACAUCAGAGAGUAUCUGAAAAAGAAAAUGAAAUACUUCUACGCAGUCAUAGAAGUAGACACGGAAGAGAAGGCAAAGGAGCUGUACGCAGCAAUAGACGGCCUGGAGAUAGAAGACACACACAACUACAUUGACGCCCGAUUUAUUCCAGCCGACGCUCCAAUAAACGACGAAGUCGUUGAGGAAACCACAGAAAUGUCAAAAAACAUAAGAAAAAUUCCCAUCAAUCCGCUAUACAGCACAAAGCCGCAGCUCAAAUGGGAUGAAGACCCCGUAAGAGACAGAUACCUGAGAGAUCUAUUCGAUAAAGAUUUUGACAUGGACGUAGCAAAUGACCUUAUAGACGCAUCAGAUGACGAAGAAAAACAGGCAUACUACAAGAAGAUAAUGAUGCCAGAGACAGAAGAGACAGAGCCAGAGAAUAAGCCAGCAAAGAAGAACACAAAGGAGAAGAAAGAGGCGAAAACAGCAGAUAAAGCAGUUGACGAUGAGGACAUUCGCAUGGAAGUAAGCAAUGACUCGCAGGAAGAGGAGAGCAGCGAAGUUGUGAUACUUGGAGAAGACGACAGAUUCGCAAAAGGGAAUAACAAUCCAGACUUCACAGUGGACGUAACACACCCGGCAUAUGUAGCCAAGCAGAAAAACAAGAACAAAAAAUAA